Messenger RNA from Aspergillus calidoustus, 1137 nucleotides. The record is from the annotation of a GenBank genome assembly. NCBI's taxonomy places the organism in Eukaryota, Fungi, Ascomycota, Eurotiomycetes, Eurotiales, Aspergillaceae.
AUGGACCGCCUACAGCUCUCCGACGAAGACACUGAAGCCCUCUGGGAUUCACCUUCGAAACACGAAACGAAGAGAUUGAAUCAGAGUUACAUAAAGCAAGAGAGCUCGUCUCCUGUUCCCAGAGCCGACCAUGAAGAUGAAACUCUUUUCGACCAGCAGGAGGCCAGGGAGGCUGCGCUAAGGAGCGAACUGCAAAGCCUGCGCAACAUUAACCAGGUUAUUGAGAGUCUACUCGGUAGUCUCGAUUGGGCAAAGGGAAAUAUGGAGACUGUUUCACGGACCAUAAACUCGGCCUCGACCCUACUCAACACCUGGACGCGUAUUCUAUCGCAAACGGAACAUAACCAGCGCGUCAUAUUGAAUCCCAAUUGGCAAGGUGCUUCUCAGGAUGCUGCCGACCUAGAAAACGAGGAAUAUCUCAGGCAAGAGGCUGCGGAGAGGCGAGAAAGAGAACUCCAGCAGCAAAGAGAAGCCGCUGCGCGCAAGGCCGAGGAGGACGAGAGGAGGAGGGCUCAAUCAGCAGGUACCAGAGCCCCCGUCGCCUCCAAAAUGAACUUCGCUCCCUAUCAGGAUGAGUCGCCCGAGGUAGAGCGCGCGUUCUCGCCGUCUUUCGAGGCGAACCGCACCAAAUCCCCGCCCGUCCGAUCUCCUCACGGCUCUUCCCCAGUUCCAGGCUUCACCUCCGCCGACGGUCUUCCAUCGCCGAACCAGUUCGCCGGCAAUGGCCAUAUUAGCACAAGCGGACACGGUAAUACUGGAUAUGGCAGAGGAGAUUUGGAGGGUGGAAGAUGGAAUCUGGGGGCCUUUGAGACGAGUCUGCCUAUUCGGAUGGAUGUUGAAGCUAUGCUGGCAUAUCUACUUCUUCCCCCGGCUGGCGGAGUCUUUCUCCUCCUGUUAGAGCAUAAGAGUGACUAUGUUCGGUUCCAUGCGUGGCAGUCCAGCAUGCUCUUCUCCGCCAUGUUCGUACUCCACCUUAUCUUCGUGUGGUCCAGCUUCUUCUCCUGGCUAUUCUUCAUCUGCGACAUCGUAAUGAUCGGUUUUCUCAGCCAGCGGGCUUAUCGUGAUGUUGAUACUCUCGAACACUUCGAGGUCCCAUUCUUCGGUCGGCUCGCAAACUCAUUUGUCGACAACGAGUAA